AUGGGUUCAUCAAACCCAGUGAACGAAGUUUAUACCGAUGAUGAAUUAAACGAUGAAGAAGAAAUGAUGACACCGAGACCGAGAGCAAGAGGAAAAAGGAAACAAACUCAGGGAAGUGGAUCUGGUGGUGGCACUACUGCUGAGCAAACCAAGACACCAAGGACACUAGCACCAAGGUCUGGUGUAUGGACCCAUUUCACAAGAUUAGCAGGCAGCCGUAACAGGUGUAAGUGUAACUAUUGUGGAAAGGAAUUAAGAUGUUCAACAAAAUCAGGGACGAAGAACUUGUGGAACCAUCUCAAAAUAUGUAAGGCCUACAAGGCAUGGGAAGAAGGUCAAGAUGCUACAGGAGGACAGCAGGUGAUUAAUAAGGAAGGAAAUAUUCAGUAUGCAAAAGUCCCUGAGCAUGUUUUCAGAGAAGCACUUAAUCAAAUGUUGGUUAACCUCUAUAAACCGCAUUCAAGAAGGACAGCAACAAGAGACAUUGUGAAAAUGUAUGUGGAGAGGAAGGCUACUCUUAGGCAAUGGUUUUUGGCUAAUAAUCAAAGAGUCUCACUCACCACUGAUAUUUGGGUUUCUUCGGUAACAUGUUCAAGUUACAUGGUUAUCACAUCACACUACAUUGAUAAACAAUGGCGAUUGAAGAAGCUAAUCAUUGGAUUUAAGAAUGUGGGAGAUCACAAAGGUACGACGAUUGCAAACACACUUCUAGAAUGUCUUGCUGAAUGGGGGAUAGAGAAGGUGUUCAGUGUCACUGUUGACAAUGCAACUGUUAAUAGCAAUGCUCUGAGUCAGUUUCAAUCAAGCUUUUCUGAGGUAUCAAAUGAUUCUCUGGUUAUCGAUGGAGAUUUCAUGCAUCUUAGGUGCGCUGGUCAUAUUAUAAACUUGAUAGUGAAGGAUGGAUUGACUGAAAUCGAUGCUAGUGUGGUUGCAGUCUGUAAUGGUAUCUCAUAUGUCAGGUCAGGACCAAAUAGAAGAAAGGCGUUUCAGCAAAGAGUUGAAAAUGGUAGGUUCUCAAAGGGUAGUAUGCCACUAGAUGUUUGCACAAGGUGGAAUUCUACGUAUUUGAUGCUGACAAGGGCGAUUAAGUUUAAAGGAGCAUUUGAUAAAAUGGAGUUUGAGGAUAAGCUUUACAAUGAUCACUUCUUGGAGACUGUUGAUGGCGUAAAAAGGAUUGGACCUCCUUUGAGUCAAGAUUGGCGUAAAAUUGAGAGGUUAGUUAAGUUUCUUAAUGUUUUCUAUAAGGCUACAUUGGUAGUAUCCGCCUCAACUACUAUGAAUGCACAUCAGUGUUAUGGCGAGAUAGUUAACAUUGCUGUGAAGCUUCAGUUACUUUGUGCUACUGGGGAUAGCGAGAACAUUAACAGGAUAUUGAUUAUUGUUAGUGUUAUGGAUCCGAGAAAGAAGAUGCAGUUUGCAAAUUUGUGUUUUGAGGAGUUGUAUGGGGUAGAGACUGUAGAAGCUAAGGCAAUGAAGGAUUCAGUUAAUGCUAUAAUGCGUGAUAUGUAUAGUGAUAGAUAUGCUGAAGCAACAGCAUAUGCGGAACAAACACAGUCUCACAGCUCAUCGCAGAGUAAUCGAGAGAGACAUCAAGACUUAUUUGACUCGGAUGAUGUUUUUGAUGGAUACAACCCGAUGGAGCAGAAGUAUGAUACAUUGCUCAAAACUAUUGGAGUUAGAGAUAAUAAUGAACUAGAUACAUAUAUGAGAUAA
Molecule: messenger RNA, 1713 nt
Organism: Camelina sativa (false flax)
Lineage: Eukaryota; Viridiplantae; Streptophyta; Magnoliopsida; Brassicales; Brassicaceae
Source: RefSeq, a predicted model, not a curated record